AUGCGCCAAAAUAAAGAUACUCGACCAAUUGUAAAUCUUGAUGAAACCUGGGUAAAUCAAAAUUAUUCGCGGAGCAUUGCAUGGCAACAUGAUAGUAUGGUGGGUCCGAAAAUCCCUACUGGAAAAUGUGGACGCCUUAUUGUUGUUCAUGCAGGAUGUGCCAAAUAUGGGUUCAUUCAGAAUUCAAAAUUGAUUUUCCGCAGUUAUACUGGCAAUUCUACGGAUUACCACAUCCAAAUGAAUUCUGAAGUAUUCAAAUCUUGGUUCACCCAAAUGCUGAACAGCCUUGAAGAACCGUCCGUGAUAGUUAUGGAUAAUGCAUCUUAUCAUUCAACCCUCAUCGAUAACUUUCCCAAAAAAAAUUUAGCUGAACUUAGACAGAAAGUUAAAGCGUUAAUACCAUUUGAAAAAAAAAAUGAAUUGGAUGUAUUGUCAUUGGAAAUGGGCCACGAAGUUAUUCGACUUCCACCGUACCAUUGCCAAUACAAUCCAAUUGAGCUGAUAUGGGCCCAGUGCGUGAGACAUGCAGAAGCAUUGUAUGAUCAAGACAACGAAAAAGAAAUUAUGAGAGACAGUAUGUUGGAGCCAAUCAUAUUGACUUUAUUACCUGAUGACAGCGAUUGGAGGGAGUCCAGUGACGAUGAAGGAAAUUCGGAAUAA
Metopolophium dirhodum (rose-grain aphid) is the source of this 660-nucleotide messenger RNA. RefSeq lists its product as uncharacterized. NCBI's taxonomy places the organism in Eukaryota, Metazoa, Arthropoda, Insecta, Hemiptera, Aphididae. The transcript is spliced from 3 exons. The coding region runs from base 1 to 660 and encodes 219 amino acids. The record is from RefSeq and is a predicted model, not a curated record. Gene Ontology annotation, molecular function: nucleic acid binding.